GAAAAGGAAAAGGCAGCUAGUGAUCACAGGAUCAGAGAUAGACUUGCUUGGCUGAUCGAGCUGAGCGAGCUCAAGAAAGCCUCUCGAGUGAGCUUCCAGUAGAAUAAUGGUCAUGGGAAAGCAAGGAGCGGCAUUGCUUGCGGUGAUCUUUGCAUCUGCGCUUGUUGGCCUCGCGGCCGGCGGCAACUUCUACGAGGAGUGCGACGCGACGUGGGAGCCCCAGAACUGCUGGGCCUACGACGAUGGCAACAGGCUCUCCCUCGCCCUCGUCAGCAACUCAUCAGGCUCGAUGAUCCGGUCGAAGAAGCAGUUCGUCUACGGGACCGUGUCGACCAUGAUCCAGCUUGUCCCCGGCGACUCCGCCGGCACCGUCACAACCUACUACACGUCCUCGCUCGGCGAUAACCACGACGAGAUCGACUACGAAUUCCUGGGCAACGUGACCGGCCAGCCCUACACCAUCCACACCAACGUCUACGCCGACGGCGUCGGCAACAAGGAGAUGCAGUUCAAGCCCUGGUUCGACCCCACCGCCGACUACCACAACUACACCAUCUCCUGGGCUCCCUGCAUGAUCGUUUGGUACAUCGACGGCGUCCCCGUCCGUGCGUUCCGCAACUACGAGGCGAGCCACGGCGUGGCGUUCCCGACGAGCCAGCCGAUGUACGCCUACUCCAGCAUCUGGGCGGCCGAGGACUGGGCCACGCAGGGCGGCCGCGUCAAGGCCGACUGGUCUAAGGCGCCCUUCGUCGCCAGCUACCACGGCAUCGACCUCGACGUCUGCGAGUGCUACGGCGGCGGCUGCAUUGCCGGCUGCGCGGCGGGGUUCGGCGGCUCGGGGCGCUACUGCGGCCUCAGCGCCGCGCAGGUGGGGAAGAUGCAGUGGGUGCAGAGCAACUACAGGAUCUACGACUACUGCGCGGACCCCAAGCGGUGGAUCAACGGCCAGAAGCCGGUCGAGUGCGACCUGGCACAGUACUGAUGAUCAGCCUAAGAGGCUGCUGAUCAAGAAACAUUUAUAAUCAAGAGAAAAUCAUACAAUAGUACUGUGAGAGCAUAUCCUCCCUUUGAGUUUCAACUUAUUUGUAUUGGUCGUCUUGUGCUUUGGGUUUACUCUUGUAUGGUCACUCAUAUAUAUGAAUUUUGGGAAUAAUAAUUAAUUUAUUGUUUUAUUUUA
Messenger RNA from Panicum hallii, 1177 nucleotides. Its product is annotated as probable xyloglucan endotransglucosylase/hydrolase protein 12. Gene Ontology annotation, molecular function: xyloglucan:xyloglucosyl transferase activity; hydrolase activity, hydrolyzing O-glycosyl compounds. Gene Ontology annotation, biological process: cell wall biogenesis; xyloglucan metabolic process. The record is from RefSeq and is a predicted model, not a curated record. Lineage: Eukaryota; Viridiplantae; Streptophyta; Magnoliopsida; Poales; Poaceae. Bases 107 to 982 code for a protein of 291 amino acids. The transcript has 4 exons. Gene Ontology annotation, cellular component: cell wall; apoplast.